Python bivittatus (Burmese python) is the source of this 411-nucleotide messenger RNA. Lineage: Eukaryota; Metazoa; Chordata; Lepidosauria; Squamata; Pythonidae. The record is from RefSeq and is a predicted model, not a curated record.
AUUAUCAUGAAGGGCCACGUCAGACCACUGUUGCUCCCACAUCCAAACCUCCAACGGUAACCGGACGCUUUACAGUGAACUUCACCGCAAUCAAUUUGAUCUAUAGGCCAGAGAUGGGUAACCCCAAGUCAAGGCUGUUCAGCUCAACAGAACGAGUCUUCGCUAAAUUGCUGGGACAGAUACUGAAAAGCAGCGACAUCGGUCCUGAUUUUAUGAACUGCAGCUUAUCGGCAUUAAGGUCUCUGAAUGAGGGGAAGAACACCGGAGUAGACACUGUCUGCACCUACCACAAAGUAGCUACAGCUCCCCCUUUCGACCCAGUGCACAUAUAUCACAAAUUCCUAAAUGAGACCACCGGUUUCACCAAGAUGGGGGCAUACAACCUGGACCCAAACAGUCUUUUUGUUAAUG